CUUUACUAUUCUUAUAAGUCAGUCUCUGUGAUUCAUUGCAUUCAGCGUCGAUUCAUAAAUAGAUAAGUGUAGUAGUUGCUGUCAUAUAUAUGUGUACAAUGCUUCUGCAGCUAACAACUCUAUUUUCCUCUAUUUUAUUAUGUUUGUGAUCUAGUCAACCUACUCUGAUUGGAUCCUGGGCUUAUAUAUUGCAGGUUCGUGAGAUCAAGGGCUUCAGUCUUUUCAGUUUUUAUUUUUUAUUUUUUAAAGGAACCCCACUUUCUGGUUAUUGGGUUCUUCAUAAAUUUCAUAACUGUCUAUGAGUUUUAUCGGAAAUGAAGGAUUGGGCUUUCACCAUAGGUGCUCAAAUGGCGUUCUGUGGCGAGUUCAGCGUCAUCAAAGUCGUCUAUGCUUCCGCUUGUGUGAACCACCUAAUAGUCAUCUCCACUGACGCCCUGCUCUCUGCCGUACUGCUGUUCAGUAUCAUCCGCAGCCGAAUUUCGUCGAGUUUCAAGCUCUCGUCGAUCUUACAGACAUUAUCUUUAGCAUUCAAUGGCUGUUUGGGCCUGGUUUAUCUCGGACUCGGGUUGUGGAUUUUGCUGGGAAGGCUUACCAAGGGGAUGGGUUUUAGCCCCGCACGUUUGUGGUUAGUUUUGCUAACCCAAGGGCUCACUUGGAGUCUUGUCGGUUGGGUGGCGAGUGCGAGAGGCAGUCUUAAGGCUUUAUCUUUGAUUGUUACGGGCUUCGCCGGAUUUCUCUGUGUUUCUUCGGUCUUAGAGAUUAUCUCACAGAACAGCAUGUCGGUCAAGCUUUUCUUGGAUAUUUGCUCUUUACCAGGAGCUAGCCUUUUGCUUCUUUGCUCUUUUAAACAAUCCAAAGAAGCCGAGGAUCAUAGGAACGCUAACGAUCCCUUGCGCAGGCCUUUGAAUGUCGCGGUUGAUUCAGUUGAUUUAGUGACCCCCUUUGCCAAGGCUGGAUUUUUCAGUAGAAUGUCGUUCUGGUGGCUGAAUCCUCUGAUGAAAACGGGCUACGAGAAGCCCUUAGAGGAAAAUGACAUCCCCCUACUGAGCGACGAAGAUCGAGCAGAGAGUCGUUAUCUGUUGUUUUUAGAGAGAUUAAGUGAACAAAAGAAAUCGAACAGGACAGGCUCAUCACUGAUUUUAUGGGCAAUAGUUUCUUGCCACAGGAAUGACAUUUUAGUCUCUGGUUUCUUUGCAUUACUGAAGGUACUCAUGCUCUCUUCUGGUCCCAUGCUUCUUAAAUCCUUCAUCAGCGUUUCAUCCGGCAACGAAGGUUUUGAGUACGAGGGAUAUGUGUUGGCAUUUGGAUUGUUUCUCGCAAAAUGCUUAGAGUCCUUGUCCCAAAGGCAAUGGUACUUUCGAUCAAGAAGGUUAGGACUAAAUUUGAGGUCUUUGCUAUCAGCAGCCAUAUUUAGCAAGCAACUAAAGCUAUCAAAUUCGGCGAAAUUAGUCCAUUCUUCUGGCGAGAUUAUGAACUAUGUUACUGUAGAUGCUUAUAGAAUCGGCGAGUUCCCCUUCUGGUUUCAUCAAACUUGGACGACAAGCUUCCAACUUUGCAUCGCGCUGAUAAUUCUUUACAAUUCUGUUGGCCUCGCAACAAUUUCUGCAAUGAUUGUAAUAAUUAUCACCGUUGCUUGCAAUGCUCCGCUAGCAAAAUUGCAGCAUCGGUUUCAAUCAAAGCUCAUGGAAGCUCAAGAUGAGAGGCUGAAGGCCAUGUCCGAGGCUUUAAUUUACAUGAAAAUUUUGAAACUUUAUGCUUGGGAAACACACUUCAAGAAAAUUAUAGAAGGGCUUAGGGAAGAGGAGCUUCGGUGGAUAUCUGCUUAUCAGCUGAGGAGAGCUUACAAUAGUUGCUUGUUUUGGGUGUCGCCUAUACUUGUUUCGGCUGCUACAUUCUCAGCUUGUUAUUUUCUUGGUAUUCCUCUUGAUGCUGGAAAUGUGUUUACCUUUGUGGCGACUUUGAGGCUUGUUCAGGAUCCAGUUAGGCAGAUUCCGGAGGUUCUUGGGGUGGUGAUUCAAGCGAAGGUUGCUUUUGGUCGAAUUGUUAAUUUUUUGGAUGCCCCAGAGUUGCAGAAAGUGCAAGGUAGAAGUAAGUAUUGCACAUUGAGCAAGGACCCAAUUGUGAUAAAAUCGGCCAGUUUCUCUUGGGAUGAGGAGCAUAUAUUGAAGCCGACAUUAAGAGAUAUAAACUUAGUGGUUCGGAAUGGGGAGAAGGUAGCAGUUUGUGGUGAGGUUGGUUCAGGAAAAUCUUCACUUCUAGCAGCAAUUCUUGGUGAAAUUCCAAAGAUUGAUGGCACGGUACAUGUUUGUGGAAGAAUUGCGUAUGUUCCUCAAAAUGCAUGGAUCCAAACUGGAACAAUGCAAGACAAUAUUCUGUUUGGAUCUCCUUGGAAUAACCAAAGAUACCAGCAAACACUGGAGAAGUGUUCUUUAGUUAAGGACAUCGAGAUGUUACCUUUUGGAGAUCUCACCGAGAUUGGGGAAAGAGGUGUCAAUCUUAGCGGUGGUCAGAAGCAGCGUCUUCAGCUCGCUCGCGCCUUGUAUCAGGAUGCAGAUAUCUAUCUCCUUGAUGAUCCUUUUAGUGCUGUCGACGCCCACACUUCUUCUAGCAUAUUUAAUGAAUAUGUCAUGGGAGCUUUGUCAGACAAAACAGUCCUAUUGGUGACUCAUCAAGUGGACUUCCUUCCGGCAUUCAAUUCCAUAUUGUUAAUGUCAGAUGGAGAAAUCUUGCAGGCUGCUCCUUACCACAAAUUACUAGCAUCCAGCAGAGAAUUUCAAGACCUAGUCAACGCACAUAAAGACGCAGUUGGGUCUGAAAUGCUCGACCAAUUCGUAUCUCACAGAAAAAACAAGCCAGCCAAGAGGGAGAUCAACAGUGUACAAUAUACUAAGCAUCCACGAAACGAUAAAGCAUCAGGAGUCGAUCAAUUAAUCAAGAAAGAGGAGAAGGAAACAGGUGAUGUGGGUUUGAAGCCUUAUCUACAAUACUUAAAUCAGAACAAGGGCCUCUUAUAUGCCUCACUAUCAGCUCUUUGCCAAGUUAUAUUUGUUGCUGGACAAAUCUCACAAAAUUCAUGGAUGGCUGCUAACGUUCAGAAUCCUGACGUGACGACACUGAAGCUAAUAUCGGUCUAUUUGGCAAUUGGGAUUAGUACAUCCAUCUUUGUACUGUUGAGAUCCUUAUUGGUGGUAGUUCUAGGCACACAGUCAUCAAAAUCUUUAUUUUCUCAGCUGAUCAACUCGCUAUUUCGUGCUCCAAUGUCAUUUUUUGACUCUACUCCUCUCGGAAGGAUACUAAGUAGGGUUUCUUCUGAUUUGAGCAUCGUUGACCUUGAUGUGCCAUUCAGCAUAAUCUUUACCUUCUGUUCUACCUUUAAUGCAAUCAGCAAUUUUAGUGUAUUGGCUGUUGUUACCUGGCAAGUUCUACUUGUUGCCAUACCAUUAGUCUAUCUAACUCUUAGAUUGCAGGGGUAUUAUUUUGCUGCUGCAAAGGAGUUGAUGAGGUUAAAUGGAACAACAAGAUCUCUUUUAGCAAAUCAUCUUGCUGAAUCAAUAGCAGGAACUAUGACAAUCAGAGCUUUCGAGCAGGAAGAUCGAUUUUCUGCCAAAAACUAUGAGGUUAUUGACCAUAAUGCUAGUCCUUUCUUCCAUAACUUUGCAGCAAAUGAGUGGUUGAUUCAAAGAUUAGAGAUUGUCAGCGCUGCCGUUCUUUCUUCCUCAGCCCUUGUUAUGGUUCUUCUUCCUCCUGGAACUUUUAGCUCAGGAUUUGUUGGAAUGGCUCUUUCUUACGGUCUUUCAUUAAACAAUUCCCUUGUUUUCUCCAUACAAAAUCAGUGCACGCUUGCAAAUAACAUUAUUUCUGUUGAAAGAGUUAAUCAAUAUAUGCAUGUACCAAGUGAGGCUCCAGAAGUCAUUGAAGGAAACCGACCUCCUCCCAGUUGGCCUUCUGUUGGUAGGGUGGAAUUCAAAAAUUUGCAGAUCAGAUAUAGGGAAGAUACUCCGCUUGUGCUUAAAGGAAUCAGCUGUGUAUUUGAGGGAGGGCAUAAGAUUGGGAUUGUAGGAAGAACUGGAAGCGGGAAAACCACUUUAAUAGGUGCAUUAUUUCGGCUCGUUGAACCAACGGGAGGACAAGUUAUUAUUGAUGAUGUCGAUAUCACGAGAAUUGGUCUCCAGGAUUUGAGGUCUCGCUUUGGGAUUAUUCCUCAAGAUCCUACACUCUUCAAUGGGUCUGUCAGAUACAACCUCGAUCCCUUAGGCCAAUAUACCGAUCAGGAAAUAUGGGAGGUACUCAAUAAGUGUCAGCUUCAAGAAGCUGUUCUAGAGAAAGAACAGGGUCUAGAUUCACUAGUUGUGGAAGAUGGAUCAAAUUGGAGCAUGGGACAAAGACAGUUAUUUUGUUUAGGACGUGCACUUUUACGGAGAAGUCAGAUAUUGGUUCUUGAUGAAGCCACGGCAUCAAUUGACAAUGCCACCGAUGCAAUCCUUCAGAAGAUAAUAAGAACAGAAUUUGCAGAGUGCACAGUCAUCACAGUUGCCCAUAGGAUACCAACAGUAAUGGAUAGCACCAUGGUGCUUUCUAUUAGUGAUGGGGAACUGGUGGAAUAUGAUGAACCCAUGAAACUGAUGAAAACCGAGGGAUCUCUAUUCGCGAAACUUGUCAAAGAAUAUUGUUCCCAUACUGCGAAUUCAGCCAUCUAGACCACAAUUUUUGGAAGUGUGUUGAUAAAAUUUUCAGCGAUAUUUCUCCAGUUGAUAGACGCUGUUGAAAUGGAUGGUAACUGAAAUUCAACUUUAAGGACUAAAUGCAGUAUCCCAUUCGAAAUUUCCGCACGGAAAAAGUAAGAUCUGCUGUAUGCUUAUGUCUAAGUGACCUGUUGAGUCGAAGAGUACCUUCAUGUGACGGCCAACAAGUUUUGUUUACAACUGUAUAUAUUCUUUUUAAACGAAGUCUUAAAUGUACAUUUGCCCUUCGUGACAGCGCUAAUUUGCUUGGCAUCUAAUUAGAUAAUGACCUUUCGUUGUAUGCGAACGCUUAUUUGAUAGCAAGUCCGUUAUGUGUUCUUA
This is a messenger RNA of Asparagus officinalis (garden asparagus), 5063 nucleotides long. Its product is annotated as ABC transporter C family member 10-like. The coding region runs from base 315 to 4697 and encodes 1460 amino acids. Gene Ontology annotation, molecular function: ATP binding; ATP hydrolysis activity; ABC-type transporter activity. The transcript is spliced from 12 exons. Gene Ontology annotation, biological process: transmembrane transport. Lineage: Eukaryota; Viridiplantae; Streptophyta; Magnoliopsida; Asparagales; Asparagaceae. The record is from RefSeq and is a predicted model, not a curated record. Gene Ontology annotation, cellular component: plant-type vacuole; vacuolar membrane.